ACUGUAGCCGAGCCUCUUUCAGUUUCUCCUGUAAAGGAAGUGUUUUUCUGUUUAUAACGGCAAGUUGCAGAAUAUUUUGUCUGUGUAAUAGUACUGCUUGAUUUAUGACAUAUAGCAUGUUCUUUUAGAAAUUAGAGGAUUCUCCUAACCUUCUACUAUCAAAUGUGUAGUUUAUAUACUUUGAGCAAGAACCUAAGAAAAUAUGGCUGCAGCAGCAACAGAAGCAGAUCAUGUAAAGAUUGUAUUGCUGGGUGGACGUUGGGGAGGAAAAAGUUCCUCUGGAAACACCAUCCUGAAUAAAGAGGUGUUUGGAAUCGGUGAACAAACAGAAGUCUCCGUGAUAGAGACGAACAAAAUUGCGGGCAUGCAAGUCAGCGUGGUUGACACGCCAAGUUGGAACUGGGUUUCUGCCGAAGCUUCUUCAGAUGAACUUAAGCAGGAACUGAAGCGCAGUGUUGAGAUGCUUGGUGAAGGGCCCCAUGCCUUUUUACUGGUUUAUCCAUUAGGGGCUGCAUUUUUGAAGAGACAUAAAAUUUCUUUUGAAGAGCACUUGGAACUUUUGGGUGCUGAUGUCUGGGACCACACCAUGGUCUUGUUCUCUCGGGGGGAUUGGCUAGAGGAAGUCACUAUUGAGCAGCAUAUUCAGGAUGCAAAAGGAGAAUUGAAGUGGUUGCUGGAUCAGUGUAAGAAUAGGUAUCAUGUUCUUAAUAAUAAGGUGAAGACAGAUGAGAUGCAAGUUAUUGAACUCCUGGAGAAGAUCCAAAGGAUGAUUCGAGGAAAACGAAAGAGGAGCAUGGAAGAACCAAUUGAGAUGGCUGGAGCUGAAUUGGGAGAAACAUCAGGCACUCAGAAGAAACUUAAAUGAACCUAGCAAGAUGCAACUGGUGAUUUUGAAAAUUGUGUUAUAGU
Clarias gariepinus (North African catfish) is the source of this 909-nucleotide messenger RNA. RefSeq names its product GTPase IMAP family member 4-like. The transcript is spliced from 3 exons. NCBI's taxonomy places the organism in Eukaryota, Metazoa, Chordata, Actinopteri, Siluriformes, Clariidae. Bases 203 to 865 code for a protein of 220 amino acids. The record is from RefSeq and is a predicted model, not a curated record. Gene Ontology annotation, molecular function: GTP binding.